AUGCCGACCUCCAACUCUUCGCCCGUCAAGCGCCCCGGUCUGGGCCGCCGUGCGGUCUCCUCACACGCCGUCGUCACGCGCUCCACGCAACAGCAAAACGAGUUGGCCAACUCGCACUCCUCCCACCAGAAACUUCCUCUUCGUCCUCAUCGCCCGCACGUCGUCGGUGGUCACCGAAAUCACCACCGAAAUCCUUCCCACGCCAAGAAUCUCGCGAAAAUUCAGCGUCAUACUUCCCAUACCUCGGUUCAGUUGCCGGAAACAACGACGACGACCGGUCGCUACCACCAACGCAAAAAGUCCGCCCCUGCCACGCCCGCCACCAGCCCUCGGGGCCAAAAUCACGUCCGCUGGGAUGGGGCGGUGGACAGUCAUCCUACCACGGCUUCGAUGAAGAAGAAUAACUCUAGCCCCGCUCUUCGACGAACCAACUCCGGCGGUGUCGUCGGCAAGAAGGCCCUAGUGACGUCUCGUCCCAACUCCAGCUCCGGCAAGAAGAAGACCGUAGGAUUCGAGCUGGCGGACUCCGACAACGACGACGGCGACUGGGAGGAUACCACUCAGUCGCCAGAAAGUACCCGACGAAGCUCGGUCGCCCAGUCCAAGGAGAGCGUGGAGAACGCUGCAGCAGUGUUGGUGGAUCCUCUUACCUUUGUCAAACGUCCCUACCCACAAUUCCCUCGAGCGACCAGCCUUCCGGAGUCGACCAGUAAGAGUUUUGGGGAAGGUCAUACCGACGAAGACGACGACGAAAACGACGACGACGACGACUCUGACACCAAAACAACGCGCCCCUCCCAGGAUACCGAAGAACAAGAGGACGCCGCUGGCCGUGCGCUCGACCACGCCGACAUUGCUAAUCGCUUGUUGAGUCCGUCUCACUCCGCCAAAGCCCCGCCCGCCAUGUCGUCUAUCUCCGCCACGGUGAAACCGACCGCCGUUGACUCCAUCUCCCGUAAUGCCUCCCUGACCAACAUCGCGACCGGCCCGGAUGGUCUCCGACGCCCUCUAUCGUCCUCGAAUCCGCCCUUGGCCAAUACUCCCGGCACUCCGGCCCAGGCAACCUCGUCUUCGAUCGAAGGGGGUGUUUCCAGGUUCAUCAAGACUGGUUUUCACGCCUCGGUCCGCACGGACUCGGACCCCAAUACUCCUUCCUCGUUCUUACCACAUUAUCACCCGCAAACUCCUCCGUCGCCGAACCGUGCCUCGAGUUCGAGGCGAUCUCGUGCGUCUCCUCCGACCCGAGCCCCGGGUACCGAACCGCCCUCCCGCACGCAACAGAAGCUUUGGCUGCAGCGGACGGCGGCUCUUAACACCUCCCCUCCCGAUGCUCAUGGAGUCUCCACGACCGUCACUCCAUCCACCAUGGAUCCGAACUACAUCGCUACGCGCCCGGGUGCCGGUCCGUUUGAUCCCGGACGUGGCCUGGUGAAUGGGUCCGCCCGGUCUGGCGGCGUGGUUCAUGACAAUGAGACCAAGCAUAUUCGCAAGGCAUACGAAAAGACCUCGCUAGAGCUGACGGUGGUUCGACGCUUCCAGUCCCCCACGGGAGACAGCUUCCGCCGGUUGAAUUUCAUCCUCAACGACUUGAACGGCCCGAACCUCGGUCAUCAGCGACACUCUUCACUCGGUAAACCGAUCAAAUCUGCUCCCGCGUUGACCCAUUUGCAAGACGGUAAACAGCAGAAACUCGGUCAAAACAGUCCCAGCCCGGAGCCCAGGCAGCUCAUGGGCCGGAAGCAGGCAGCUAUACGCACAUCCGCUUCACAAACAUAUCUGCAAGACCCCGAAGAGCUGGUCAAUGAUACCACCGAGACGGGCCAACCUGCGAAGGCGCCCCAGCAUCCCUCUCACCGCAUUCUCUCGACCUCCGAUGAAACAACUCACAAUAAUCCUGCGGGCGAAGAGGAGCCCGAAGAUGCAGCACCACCACCCUACUUCAGCAACGAGACUGAAAUGAUGAUCCGUCGCAUGUGGGAAAGUCGUGAAGUUGCUGAAUCCGGCUAG
Messenger RNA from Aspergillus affinis, 2007 nucleotides. RefSeq lists its product as uncharacterized. Gene Ontology annotation, cellular component: TORC1 complex; fungal-type vacuole membrane. The record is from RefSeq and is a predicted model, not a curated record. The coding region runs from base 1 to 2007 and encodes 668 amino acids. The transcript has a single exon. Lineage: Eukaryota; Fungi; Ascomycota; Eurotiomycetes; Eurotiales; Aspergillaceae.